This is a messenger RNA of Aspergillus steynii IBT 23096, 1440 nucleotides long. RefSeq names its product carboxylesterase, type B. Lineage: Eukaryota; Fungi; Ascomycota; Eurotiomycetes; Eurotiales; Aspergillaceae. The transcript is spliced from 2 exons. The record is from RefSeq and is a predicted model, not a curated record. Bases 1 to 1440 code for a protein of 479 amino acids.
AUGGGUCGAACGCUCGCUGCUACCACAGCGGCUCCAGGCGUCGAACCGCUGCGAGUUCAAACGUCCAGUGGCAUCGUCCAGGGGACCAUCAACAGCACUUAUCCCAAUGUUCAACAAUUUCUCGGCAUCCCAUAUGCGAAGCCACCUAUGGGCGAGCGACGAUGGCUUCCUCCACAAGAGCUAGGAAAUCAUUCCACAACCUUCGUCAACGCGAUCACCAUGCCAGCCGCUUGUCCACAGAGCCUAGUGGCUAUGGAAAAGGGCCCAUUUGGGAAGUACGCUCCUCAGACGAUGGUCGCAGGAAACAUUAGUGAGGACUGCCUCACGCUGAGUGUAUGGGCCCCAAAAAAUGGAAAGAAAAACCUGCCAGUCAUCAUCUGGAUUCACGGCGGCCAGUACCUCUACGGUGGAACGAAUGUUCGUCCCUGGAUCCCGUCACCGUGGAUUGAGCGCUCCCAGGAGCACAUCAUCGUCGCCAUUCAGUAUCGGCUGAACAUGUUCGGCUUUCCCGCGGCUCGAGGGCUGAAGGAUCAAAAUCUGGGGAUUCUCGACCAGCGGCUCGGAAUGGAGUGGGUGCGCCGGAACAUCGCGCAGUUCGGCGGAAAUCCCGAGCAAAUGAUUCUCUGGGGCGAAAGUGCGGGGGGCAGCAGUACCGACAUCUUGAACUUCGCUUACCCGAAGGAUCCGAUCGUUCAAGGCUUUGCGUGUAAUUCCGGGUCGGCCUUUUUGACGGUCGACACGCGAUCGGAUGAUGUGCAGGGGUCGAACUUUAGCACGGUGGCAUCGCACUUCGGGUGUGCCGGCUCCGCUGAGAAGGAGAUCGAUUGUCUGCGCUCCAUUCCCGCUGCUAGAAUCAUAUCUUAUCUCGGUUCUGGCGGUAGCAACCUGACCUUCCUGCCGUAUGUUGAUGAUAAAAUCAUCUUCAACAACUACACGCAACAGUACCUCCGUCAGCACCUGAGCAGAAAGCCAGCACUCUUCGGAUCAAACAGGGACGAAGGGACGCUGAUGGCUGGUGGAACCGACUCCCCUCAAGCAAGGGAGAUUACAUAUUCGAAAUUUCAAUGUCCGGUGCCGUACUCGACGGCUCGCCGAGAGGAGCUCGGUCUGACCACCUAUCGGUAUCAGUAUCGAGGCAACUUUUCCAACAUCGAUGCGCUUCCAACCCUUGGGGCGUAUCAUUCUUCAGAGCUGCCACUGAUUUUCGGGACGGCGGAUGAUGUGUUUGGACCCAGUACUCCCUUUGAGAAAGCCGUCAGCCAUAAGAUGCAAGAUCUGUGGGUGGCUUUUGCUAAGGAUCCUGAAGCCGGGUUGAAGAGACAAGGAUGGCCCGUAUCGACGAGUGAUAAGUUUCUGGCACUGGGCAGUGGAAACAUUUCUGCUACUGCAUCGGAUAAGACGAUUGAUGGGCCGUGCGAGGAGUACUACUCUCUGUAUUAG